Ooceraea biroi (clonal raider ant) is the source of this 5223-nucleotide messenger RNA. Its product is annotated as WD repeat-containing protein 34. NCBI's taxonomy places the organism in Eukaryota, Metazoa, Arthropoda, Insecta, Hymenoptera, Formicidae. The record is from RefSeq and is a predicted model, not a curated record. Gene Ontology annotation, biological process: intraciliary transport. Gene Ontology annotation, cellular component: ciliary plasm; cytoplasmic dynein complex. Gene Ontology annotation, molecular function: dynein light chain binding; dynein heavy chain binding.
UACUGGGUAAUUUUCUUGUAUACAUAUGUACAUCUUGUUUUUUGAUCAACAUAAAUUCAGAACGAUUGUGCUGCUGUGUACAAAGUCAAAGUGUACAAACACAUCUGUUUGGGCAUUUAUUAACAAAUAUAUAAUUAGAUUCUGAGAUAACGAAGGGAGAGUCAAGUGUGAAGAAAGAUUUAUUCCGUUGAAAAAUGUUUAGUACCAAGUCGUUGGACGUUGUGAGUUUCAAUUCGGAAUUGUCGACUACAAAGUCAGAAACUUCCGCAAACGUUCAAACCACGGAAAUAGUUUAUACUGCCGGUGACACGCAAACCACUGAAACGAGAAGCAUCGGGAUUCAGACAGGAAACGAACAAAAGGAAAAUGUACAAGUAGAUUAUGACAAAUUGGCAGAGUUUUUAAACAGAGUUACUCCAGGAGUAUUAGAAGUCCUCGACGAAGCUUAUGGUACCAGUGCUUUUGACGAGUAUGAUCCCGAUGUCACGGAGGUAUCCACUGCCAAUAUAAAAUUACUGAAAAAGAUAAAUACCUUGAAAGAGUCGGAUGCCCAGAUCAAAAUAAGUGACUUAUCUUGGAGCACUGUCGGUGGAACGUUAGCGGUAGGCCACAGCUAUACCUAUCACAAGGCAUGGUGCGAUCAUAUCUCUGCCAUUCAAUUGUACAGUCUGACAGCUGAUGAUCUUAUGGACGCACCUGUCAAAACAUUGGAAACAAACGGAUGCGUCACAGCACUGUGUUAUCAUCCGGUCGAGCCAUCCAUUCUUGUAGCUGGAUUAUCCAAUUGGGACGUUUUGGUUUGGAAUCUCAGGAACGACGAUUCUGUCACACCUGUACACGUGUGUACGCACAGCGAUUGCGUAUCUCAAGUGUAUUGGAGACCACGAUCAGUAAAUGACGUGACCCUGUUAGUGAGUUCCAGCAGAGACGGAUACAUACUGACUCACAAAUUGUCGGCCAACUUUACUACCGUUCAGCUGCAUAAACGAUUGAAGAUAGUCAAGGAGCGAAAUCCCGUAGAAAACGCGAGGCCACGCAGUGCCGGAGGAACCCGCGAGCGUGCUGCGGAAGCGGGAUUGUGCAUUACGAGCUUCGAUUUUUCUCCGAAACACUCGAGCAUAUUUAUCGUUGGAACGUUAUGCGGUGGAAUCUACAAAUGCAGCUUGGACAGUGUGACUCCUAUCGAGGGAGACGCCACGCUUAUAGAUCCAGUAAUCGACGAGUAUGAGAGACGUGAUGGUAGUAUCACGUGUAUCAAAUGUUCACCGUUACGUAAUUUAUUUGUCUGCAGUGCUACGGAUAAAGAAGUUUGUAUAUACGAUCUUGAUGAGCACGUUAGUCAACAAGUCAUUUCUGUGGACAAUACAGUCGUAGGAUUAACGUGGCUAACGGGUAAUCAAGAUAUAUUCGCGGCGUAUGGAGCGGAUGUAUUCGUAAGAUUCUUCAACGUCAUGGAUGGUAAACCCGUGACGUGUGCCAAGUUCGAGGUGACAAGCAAAGAAAGCAUCAGCAGCUUACGCAUCAAUUCUAAGAGAGACAUGGUAGCUGUUGGAGAUGUGCGUGCGAAUGUUGAAAUAUGGAAAUUUCCACGUAACUUGUUUUGAAUAUAGUUCUCACUGACGCAAGUGCUUGCUAAAUGGACUUAUCAUCGCCACAUAUGCUUUUUUUGAUCGCACAUGUGUAUGCAACACUUUUUACUGAAAUAAAUUAUUUGGAACAAUAAACUCUUUCGAACUCUCACUUCACACGUUACGUUCGUUCUUUCCUUGAGUAAUGAUGACAACGCAAUUCUUGAAUUAACACUUUUAUUAAUCGAUAACUUUGUUCAUCUCGCAUCGGAACUUCUAAGACUAUAAAUAUUCAUCAAGAUAGACUGUUCCUGAAUUAAAUAAAAAUAUGCAUUAAUCAAUUAUACAUAUAUAAGUUCUUUAAACAAUUGUUGGAAUAAUUUAAUGACAUAUUUUAUAGUCUGCCCAAUGUUACUUAAUUUUAUCUAUUAAUCCUUUGCCGUGCGAAUUAGUUUGGCCCUUAAUCCCUACCACGAGUCUGACUCGUGAUUUUCAUUUUUGGCUUAGAUUCCGUACGAUCCUGAUGGGUUAAAAUAUCUCUGUACAGUUAAAAAAAUAAAUUUUACCUGUGUACAGCCAUUCAUGAAAUUGUACGAUCUGAAAGAAAACAAUUUAAUAUAUGGGAUAUAAGGAAAUAAUUUUAUUGUAUUAGGUAUAUGCAAAUGUUCAGGUACGAUAAAGAUUUAUCCUAAAAAGGACAGAGUUUGUUGCACGUCUCGUCGUACCUGUUGCCUUGAUGUUCCUUGCCCUGAAAAGGGCAGUUUCUUGCAUGUCUCUUGGCAUGCCUGUUGCCCUGAAAAGGGCAGUUUUCAGUUUUGUUCUGAUAAGAACAGUUUGAAUAUUUUACCGUAUUCAUGUUUAUUGUUUGAACUGAGAAGAUGCAGCAACAUUCAUAUGCAUUUGCGGGUCCUGGGUGGGACCCUAAAAAAAAAUGAAAAGAUUAUGAGGAGAAAUCUGGGAUUUGCUUGGGAUACAACAGGAUAUACCAUGAGGAAACAAAAUUAAAGGUGAUUUUCUUGUAAAUCUUGAAUAAUCAGGAUCUUGUAGAUUUUCAGUAUAAUGUAAAGCUUCUUUUUUUUAAAAAAAAAAGGGAUAACAGGAAAAGGAUAUGAGGAGAAAAAUAGGACAAUUGAAAACUUCUUCUCCAUGGAUUUUUUCCUUCGUUUCUUUCAUGAAAAGAAAGAUGUCGGGAGUCCUCCAGUUUUUCUCAACAUGCAGACUCUAAAGAUUCCUCCAUAUCUUCUCAACGCGUGACAGCGUUUCUUUUUAGCGUGGAACUCGUCAGACGAGUUCACAACUUGUUCCUCCAUCGUUUUCUCUCAACUCCCUCAUCCGAUGUCUUCUCGAACGCCCAAUAGUUAUGCUAUCUCGGUUUUUGCGUUUACUUCCUCCUUCUUGUCCUUCUUCUUUCUCUUUGUUAAACAACAUGACAUGCGCGUCAUGCAACUCGCAUAAAUGUCUCCAAGUACAAACUCCGUCCCCGCGUAAAUAGAUGAAUAAUUGCGCUGCGCUGAGAUAUACUCUGGAAGUUACUCAGGGAGAGAAUGGGGACGGAAAAUUCUGGUAAAACGCUGUCAUGGCGUUCCUCUCUUCUCUACUUUUCUCUCGCGUGAAAACUCCGUUUGGAUUUUCCCGCUUCAUUAUCGAGGAACUGAAAUUCCGGCGUUCUUUGUCGUUUUCGUCACCUUCGGCCGGAAUCAGCUUCCUGUAUUAUUGCACGCCAAACUUCUCGACUGUUUUCUCUUGCUUCCUCUUUCGCACCUUCUCUCUUCAUCGAGCUUUCUCGUGUCUCUUCUCUUUUCUCUCUCUCUCUCUCCAUGCAUCUCUCGUACAUUCACACAUACUCUCUUCCUCUCAUCCGGUUUUCAACUUCACACUUGCAUUUUUUUCUUUUUUUUGGUGCCUUUUAUAUUCAAAAAGACAUUUUCUGGUCGGUUUUUCUUCUUGGGAAUCUUGACACCCGCCUCGAUCACUCGCUCGCAUUCAAGAUCUCGCUCUGCUAACGAGCGGAGAGCGUUUUUAUAUAUACUUGCUGCUCCGCUCUUCGCUCAGUGUUUUGAUGAUCAUUCGCGCCCGAAAUACUUGCAUUUGUUCUUCUUUUACUCUCCUUCUUCCUCUUUCUUCUCCGUACAUUCAUUGUACUUGACAGUACGUCUCUCUUCUAAUCGAACGUCACUAAACUCCCGUUCACUUCAGUCCUCUUCCUCGAAGAACGCACCAGCAUUAUAAACGUGCAAAGCAAAGUAUAAUAUAAACAGUUACACCUCUAGAUACAACUCUUCUUCUCGACAAUACCGUCGAGUGUGCUUUUAAGCGGACAGAGUUUCCGGAAAACCUUCAACCCUCUUUCGCGUCCGCGUUAUUCUGUUUGAAAUUUCACGACCUGUGUCUUUCAAUAUUUGCCUUUGAUUGUCUCCAAUCAUCUGCAUCCUGCAUUCUGCAUCUUGUCGACAUCUUCUCAAUCGAUCUUCACUUCGUAUUCUUUUCUCACGAACGCCAAGAGCAAGAACGAAAGAAGAAAUCACAACGAUUCCUCGCUGUAGUGUGCUUCUCGAUAAAAUGCAGUAGCGAGCGAAGUUGGCAUCCAUCGACGUCACCCAACUCGCUAUCUGCUCUUUCUCUGGUCUCUUCUCUCGGUAGAUUCCCGUGGCUCUUCCUUGAUGUUUCCUUCCUUCCUCUAUUGCCUAUUGCCUCGUCGAAUGCGCAAGCACGAAACGGUUGUUUCGCAGCGAAAACAACGGGAUGCGCAUCAGAAGGUGACUGCUGUUGGUCGUCCAUGUGCCCUUCACCUUUUUCCUUUCUCGUUCCUCGCGCAAUUAUGACGGUCCCGUCGUCGCCACGAUGUCGGCAUCUUGCAUCCCCUUGAAUCAUCCCGUCUCGAGAACAGGUGAAAGGCUGCUCGGUCUUUCUUCUCGACUCGCUUGAAUUGCUCGUCUCGAAUACAACCGGCUGGAGGAAUACUUCCCUUUCUUUCUCGAAGACAGUCUUCAUUUUUUAUUGAAGAUUAUUCUUGCCUUCGCAGACAUGAUAACUUCUUUUCGCAAGGAUUCCACAUUCUUGAGAAGACGCAAGUUCGAUGUCGGACCGUCGUCGGGUGGACAAGACAACGAUCGAUGGAUUAAUUCGCUCUUGCGCAUAAUAACGAUCCUCCUUUCUUCUAUCUUCUGCUUUCCUCUCAUAUUUGUUCUUUUCGCACUUAAUUCUCGUGGGUUUUUCUUCGCUAUUUACCGGCGGUUGAGUUUGGACUUGAACCGCUCGAACAACUCAGCGAUACGGGCCAGGCUUACGGCUUCCGGAAAUCUUCCCCUCUCGCGUAGCAAAAUAAUUCUCUCCCGCUUCAUCAGUAUCCGAGGGGGGCAUCCACAAACCCCCGCGCACGCGCGUUUAUCCCGCUUAUUUACAAUUGCUUAAACGUAUAUAUCGUCGUUUACAUCACUAUCGUCAUUUAGCUUUGAUCGAUGCUUUCUUCCCUCCAGCUCUUCGUGUAAAGAGUUAGACUAUCAAUCGCGCGAUACUGUUUACCUUCCAGUUGGGUUUUCAGAAAUUUCAACUAUUUCGUUUUUCUUAUCUUGCUGCAAAACGGAUUACAGUCUUGUGUACUCUAGAAACGAUGACGAUAAUUAUGCGUUGCAUUUCAUCGCGUUUGUGACAGAAA